Molecule: messenger RNA, 3203 nt
Organism: Colletotrichum scovillei
Lineage: Eukaryota; Fungi; Ascomycota; Sordariomycetes; Glomerellales; Glomerellaceae
Product: platelet-activating factor acetylhydrolase
Exons: 2
Coding region: 1254-3029 (591 amino acids)
Molecular function (GO): 1-alkyl-2-acetylglycerophosphocholine esterase activity
Source: RefSeq, a predicted model, not a curated record
CAAGACCAUCUCGGUCCAGAGUGCGUGAUUGGUUCCAGAGAGACGAAAGCAGCCUUUUUGUCGGGUUUCUCUGCUUUGCUAGUUGCCUCUCUCCACUAGCCUCUUCCUAGAGGUUCAACGGAAGUGGUGUUCGUGCCGUCUCUCAUGUUCAAAAGGAGGUCUGUCCGCUGUCUUGACUUGUUGGCUUCCACUUACCUUGGAAGUUGAAAUGACUUUUUCCAACUCUUCUGCAAGGAACAUUACGGCAUUGAAAUCAACAACAGACAAGUUUUGGAGGACCAGCUUACCAAGUACCUUGUCGACUUUGGAGUGAGGCUGGCUGCCAACAGGGAACACUGCUCCGAGCUAAUUGUCAUCGGGUUUCGAAAUCCCAUCGGGACACUGCGCUUCUGUCGACUAAUUCGCCCUGCUCCCACUCAUCCACAUUACUUGACUUUUAAUCCUUCAGCUGUCACGGCCACAACUUCCAACCUUUUUCUUCGUCGCCUCGUUACAGAUACAUCCUCUAGAGCUUGCUUAGCUGCAAAAAAACUCAAUACACGACGGAAUACAUCAGUGCUAGACAAGCUCCCGCCGGAUAUUGCCGAAGCUUCAUCUGUUUCCGACGAAGUACGGGCUACAGCAAUCCCAUCUCGAUCGAUCCAUAAAGAAGACGCCGGUUCCCACCCCUAUUAUAAUACCCCUGUUAUUGGCCUGCUAUUCGUACACGCUGUCAACGGUCUAGACGGAUACAUCUGAGCACCUCAGCUGACGACGGCUUGCAUUGAUCACCGCAUUGAAAGACGGGACCAACUUGCAUCGACGGAAACAUUGGUUUAAAACACCAUCGCGACACACGCAUAUCCGACCGCAAAAAGCUUGUAAGAGCUUGCAAGAGGGCACACAGCAACACAGGAACACAGGACCAGCAACAACUUUUCGGACUCAACGUGAAACUCUCUUCUCUUUCAACCCUUGAACGAACCACUCACCCUGCCGGCGCAAUCCCAUACUUACGAAUACCUUGGUUCUUUACCUAAUUGCGAAUACCCCCGGACUCGAUCCCGUGUUUUUUUUUCCCUCUUCCCUGCGUCCUAAUUCCUCCCAACGUCGGCUUGCGCUUCGAUUUAUCCCUUGCGUUCGCCCACACCUCAGACCGACAGCUCAACGCGCAGAGUGCAACACAACGCAAAGCAAUCACCAUAGCGACAGUCGCAUCUCGAAAAGUAACACCCAGACAGACAGACAAACAGACAGACGACACCGCAGCAGCCAUGUCGCCCGCCGCGCAAGCGCCCCCGACAGCCGCCGAAAAGGUCGCGUCCUUCUUCUCCCGCAUGAGCCCCGUGCCGUCCUUCCCCGACUACACCGGCCCGCACAAGGUCGGCACCGUCGACAUUGAGAUCCCCGUCUCCGAGUUGGAGUCGCCCAGUCCGACCCCCUACAGCGCAACAGACAUCCACACCGUCCAGUGCCGCGUCUUCUACCCCGCGGUUCCCGAAUCCAACGGCAAGCGCAUCAACUGGUUGCCUUCGCCCCAACGACAACAUGUCUCUGCGUACACCCAGUUCAUUGGCAUCCGUCCCAUGCUCGCAGACAUUGUCUCAUUCCUCCCGCGACAUCUGCACUACACCACCAUUCCCGUCCACAAGAACGCCGAGAUCCUCGACCCAGACACCCCGAACCGACGAUGGCCGACAAUGAUCUUCUCCCACGGCCUCGGCGGCAACCGAAACACAUAUUCCCACCUGGCAGGCUCCCUCGCCUCCCACGGCAUCGUCGUCAUCUGCCCCGAACACCGCGACGGCAGCGCCGUGGCCUCCUUUGUCCGCAUCCCCGGCAAACAAGAUCAGUACUUCAUGCGCGACACCCGCCGCGUGAUCCCCUACGUCCGCAUAGACCAUGACGCCCGCCCCGAAAUCUACGAAGCCCGUGAAGACCAGCUACGCAUCCGUCUCUGGGAGCUCGGCAUGAUCCAUAUGGUCACCCUCAACAUGGACCUCGGCCUCGCAAUGUCCAACCUCAACAAGUCGACACCCAGCUUGACCCAGUUCAAGAACAAGCUCCACGUCCAUGAGCCGGGCUGCAUCAUUUUCGGAGGCCACAGCUUCGGCUCCGCCUCCAUUGUCCAGCUCCUCAAGACGACCUACUACGCCGAGUCGUCCGCCCUCGCACACGUACAGAAGCCCUUAUUUACACCGCGACCGGACUCGUCCCUGUGCAAACAAAUCACGCCAAAGAACGUCACCAUGCUCCUCGACAUGUGGUGCUUCCCGCUGCUCGCCCCCGGCUCCGCAGACCUCUUCAACCUGCCUCUCCCAGCCUACGCAAACACGUCCACCGCGCCAGGCGGCAACGCCAUCCUCGCCGUCGAGUCCGACGCAUUCUACAAAUGGACAGACCACCUCCACGUCACCGCCCGCGUCCUCUCUCCGCAACCCUCGGCGUCAGUGAUCACGCCACAAAUCUUCCGCCGCAGCGGCGUCAGCCUGCCCGAGCCAAACUUCUUUUACGUCCGCUCCUCUGCGCAUCUAUCCCAAUCCGACUUCGGUAUCCUCUUCCCCUGGCUCACCAAAAAGAUCUUCAACUCGGAGGAGCCGGAGCGCGCCCUGCGCCUGAACCUGCGCGCGCAGCUGCAGCUCAUGCGCGCAAAUGGCGUCCCCGUGGCGCGGACGUGGAUAGGUGACCUCGUUGACGGGACGGGGUCCGGGAAGCUGGGUAUCUCGACCGACGAGGACGGUGACAACGGGCCUGAUGACGGUGUCAUGGACGAUAAAGUCAUCUUUGAGCGGUGCGAGGGCAAAGUGCAGUACUGGAACUGGAUCGACGUCAUUGGCAUGGGCCAGCCUGACGAAGAAGAGGAGGAGGCGCCACCACCGGCGGACGGCUCGACGGCGGCUACUGCUACGACAGCGACGAAUGGUGGAGGUAGCGGGUCGGGGGUGAAUGCGCAGGUUGCGGGGGUGGAGCAGACGGAUCGCGACAUGGAGGAUGAGUUGGAGCCGCUUCAGGCUGUUGCGAGCGCGGCGCAGAUUGCGGCAAGGUCAUGACUUCGUGUGCGCUUGUGAGCGAUGACGAGGGAGAGAAGGAGACCUCGGUUCGGGGUGACGAGUUGUAUAAAUCACACGGGGUCCGAUGGUUGAAUGCAUCACGAGAGUAGUAUUGUUGUAUUUUUAGGAGAUUAGCGUAAUUAGCAUCCAGUGCAUCUUGAAGAGCACCCGCAG